CAGUUUCAUAACAGAGAAACUAUCUAACCGAAACAGAAGGAGAAGAUGAAUAACAUAACAGCAAGUGAAAUUGCAGGGCUUGGAGUUGGGUCUUUACUUUUAUGUUGUGCCAUUGCUGCUCCUAAAAUUGAUUCUUUCAUUUCUUCUUCACAAAGAAGCUCGUUGGGAAUGUGCAAGACAUGCGGUGAUCUAAGGAUGGUGGCAUGCUCAAAAUGUAGAGGAAUUGGAGUGGUGAAAGCUGACGGCCCAUUCAGUUUCAAUAUGAUGGAUGAUUUGUAUCAGUCCCUUGGCGGUGAACCGAAAGUGAAAACGUUUAAAUGUUCUAAAUGUCAAGCUCGAGGUCGCUUCUCCUGCCCUGAUUGCUCUGCAGUUUAAUCAGCUUAGUUAUCUGUAGCCCUUGUAAACAAUAGUUGUCAUGUGCUUAUUACAGAACUUGGCUAUUUACCUUGUAUUCAGCCCCUCCUGUUACAGAAAACAAUAGCAGGAUUCUAUAUUUCUCGAGUAGUAUGUAGAAAAAAGAAAUUCAUAACUCUUGUUAUGUAUGAUGGAUAUCUGGAAUUUGUAUCCUGAGUAAAUAUUUCUUUCCUAAUCAAAUUUAAAAAGAAAUUAAAGA
Ricinus communis (castor bean) is the source of this 613-nucleotide messenger RNA. RefSeq lists its product as uncharacterized. The coding region runs from base 46 to 375 and encodes 109 amino acids. The record is from RefSeq and is a predicted model, not a curated record. Lineage: Eukaryota; Viridiplantae; Streptophyta; Magnoliopsida; Malpighiales; Euphorbiaceae. The transcript is spliced from 2 exons.